Molecule: messenger RNA, 2195 nt
Organism: Aedes albopictus (Asian tiger mosquito)
Lineage: Eukaryota; Metazoa; Arthropoda; Insecta; Diptera; Culicidae
Gene: sll
Product: adenosine 3'-phospho 5'-phosphosulfate transporter 1
Exons: 3
Coding region: 424-1833 (469 amino acids)
Biological process (GO): transmembrane transport
Cellular component (GO): Golgi membrane; endoplasmic reticulum membrane
Molecular function (GO): 3'-phosphoadenosine 5'-phosphosulfate transmembrane transporter activity
Source: RefSeq, a predicted model, not a curated record
UUGAGUGUGCGUAGAAAAAUACUCCAUCAAGCGCUUCUCCUCUCAGGCUGCUUUUGAUUUUCUAAAGCCAAGAGGCCAAGAAUCGUGCGAGCAAUACAUGUGCAAAAAAGUGACACAAACGCGCGCAUCAAUAGUAGUUUGCAGUGUUUCGCUGACAGAGUAGUUACGUUCUACUAGUGCUUGUUGGGUCGUACGAAAGAAAAACAUCCAACUCAUCUAUUUUACGCUACUUCGAUAACACUGCAGCCAAAGCAGUGAUUUCGUUUUUAAAAUGUUUCUACAGCGAAGGUGAAACGAAUGUUAAACAUGAAGCUCAACUCCUCAGGACACUGAACUAGCAGAUCGGUUCUGGAUCCGAAGGUGUCUAUUAGAAGGUAGAAAACAUUUGGAUAGCAUUCGUCGUUACUCAGCUAGUGCUCAAAUAUGAGGAAUCUAGUUCCGGAUUUGAUAAUUUGCUUCAUAGUUAUAAUAACUAUAACAAUAGUGCAGUUGGUGUCGAACAUUCUCCACGAAAGUCUAGGAGGGAAUCCGAUAGUUCCACCUCUGUCGGAGGCUGCAGCAGGUCAACCAGAAGAAUUAACUCUAUCGCAGCUCAUCGAUCGGAAGUCGAAGGAAUAUUCAUGGCUUCUCAGAUUAUCGAUCAACACGUUCGGCUACCUAUGCGUGCUGAUUCCAGGAUUGCUGAUCUAUAAGUACACCCGUAAAACUAAAUAUCUGGAGCGAUCGGACAAGUCAGCCCUAUCCAAUGUGGUGAGGUUCUGUCUCGGAAACUCCGAAGGAGAUCGUGGGAUUGAUGGAAGAAAUGCAGACAAAGGAGUUGGAUCGAAACGGUCAUCGGUUCAAGAAUGCAUUCUUCUAUUCUACUGUCUAUUUGGAUUGAUGGGAUCGUAUCUUACCUGGGGAGUACUCCAAGAAAAGAUCAUGACACAAGAAUACGAAAACGCCGACAAGAAAAAAGUGCAUUUCAAAGACUCCCAAUUUCUUGUUUUUACGAAUCGAGUUUUGGGCUUCAUGAUAACUGCUGUCUAUUUGACAGUAAAAAGGCAGCUCCGGCAGCGUGCUCCACUUUAUAAAUACUCCUAUGCAUCGUUUUCGAACAUCAUGAGUGCAUGGUUUCAGUACGAAGCUCUGAAAUUCGUUAACUUUCCCACGCAGGUCCUGGCAAAGUCGUGUAAAAUCAUUCCCGUGAUGAUAAUGGGUAAAAUUGUAUCCCGAAACAAAUACGAAUUUUACGAAUACAUAACCGCCAUAAUGAUAUCGGUUGGCAUGAUAUUCUUUUUGACCGGAUCAACGGACGAAUCGAAAACCACGGCCAUGACCACCUUAACCGGAGUCUUACUGCUCACAUUCUACAUGAUUUUCGACAGUUUCACCUCCAACUGGCAAGGCGAACUAUUCAAAACUUACUCCAUGUCAUCAAUCCAGAUGAUGUGCGGUGUCAAUCUCUUCAGUACUCUUUUCACGGCCGCAUCGCUUUACAUGCAAGGGGGCUUCUACAGUUCACUGCAGUUCGCUGCCGAACAUCCAAAAUUCGUCCUAGACUGCAUAGUACUAUCAAUCUCCUCAGCCGUAGGGCAACUUUUCAUUUUCUACACGAUUGCCACCUUCGGCGCGGUGGUUUUCACCAUUAUUAUGACCCUCAGGCAGGCUAUUGCGAUAUUGCUCUCUUGCUUGAUCUACAAACACAGUAUUUCCUUCCUGGGAGUCGUUGGCGUGUUUAUUGUAUUUUUGGCCAUUUUCCUGCGGGUCUACUGCAAUCAACGGCUAAAAGCCAUCAAACGGAGACACGCUGCAGCCGAUGCUGGUGCCGGUAAACCUCGGUUAAACGUAUAAAACUAAUACCAAAACAAAACAUUGAAUAGUGAGUUGGUCUGUACUUGGAGGAAACUUAUUUCAGUUAAUUUUAGUUUUAAUAGGUUUUAAAAGCACAAACGAGUGAUCUAACAGUGAAUAGUAGAAGGACGUAAAUGCAAUGAAGAGCGAACAAAACAGUGAAUUAGCUUUAGUGAUAAUACGCAAAAUUGGUUUGGCGUGCGUACGAACGUAGUAUAAGUAUGUGUUCAGUUUUUGUCUUUGGAAAUAAGCGUUCUCCAGCAGGAUGCAACGCCACGCCCCGCGAUUGAAUGUUGUUGCUUAAUCCGAUUUAUUUAUAAAAGCAAGCGAAUAUAUGAAACAAAAUAAAUUAUUGAAAUGUA